AUGGAGUGGAUGAAAGAUGGUGAUCAAUGCUCUAGGGUGUUUUUUCGCAAGAUUGCACAGAGAGGGGCAGCAAGGAGAAUUUUGCAAAUUAAUGAUGAGCAUGGGAUCACUCACACGGAGCAGGGGGCUGUUGUCAAUGAAUUUGUCUCUUAUUACAGUGUCCUUUUGGGAGGACAAAGACGACGGGACGUGAUUGAUAUUCAAGUCCUUAGACCGUGGGCUAGACAUCUGGUGACUGAAGAUGAUACCAAUUCUCUUUUAUCACCAUUCACCCCCUUGGAUGUCAAAGAGGCAGUGUUCGAUAUUGCCGAGGAUAAGGCACCGGGUCAUGAUGGAUUGAGUGUGCUAUUGGACAAAGUCAUUAGUCCCUGCCAAGCAGCAUUUGUUCCUGGCAGAAGUAUCGGAGACAAUAUCAUGCUAGCUCAGGAACUUUUCUCGGGAUACAAUCAGUCACGCCUACCUCCCAGAUGCGCGUUAAAAGUUGACAUUAGAAAGACGUAUGACUCAGUUGAAUGGGACUUACUAGUUGCGGUUUUGGAACUUUUUGGGUUUCCACCCACAUUCAUCAGGUGGAUUGAGGAAUGUGUCAUUACACCAUCCUUCUCAGUGGGAUUGAAUGGAAAGCCACAUGGAUUCUUUUCAGGUGCAAGAGGACUUCGAUAG
Molecule: messenger RNA, 663 nt
Organism: Sesamum indicum (sesame)
Lineage: Eukaryota; Viridiplantae; Streptophyta; Magnoliopsida; Lamiales; Pedaliaceae
Source: RefSeq, a predicted model, not a curated record